Messenger RNA from Scophthalmus maximus (turbot), 3243 nucleotides. Its product is annotated as calsenilin-like. Bases 1438 to 2136 code for a protein of 232 amino acids. Lineage: Eukaryota; Metazoa; Chordata; Actinopteri; Pleuronectiformes; Scophthalmidae. Gene Ontology annotation, biological process: negative regulation of transcription by RNA polymerase II; regulation of potassium ion transmembrane transport. The record is from RefSeq and is a predicted model, not a curated record. The transcript has 8 exons. Gene Ontology annotation, cellular component: voltage-gated potassium channel complex; nucleus. Gene Ontology annotation, molecular function: RNA polymerase II cis-regulatory region sequence-specific DNA binding; DNA-binding transcription repressor activity, RNA polymerase II-specific; calcium ion binding.
GGUUUAAGGUGGACAGGACACUUGAGUUUUAAACCUCAGCUGGAGCAAACGCUGAUUGAGUGAGACAAGGGAGGAAAAGUUGCAACCAGGCGCAGCAACAGAUAAAUUUGAAAACGCUGCAGAGAGCAGGGAGUGAUGGAAAAGUAUGUGCGGAGGAGGUAGACACCGGGGGAGGAGGUUUCAUUCCCCACAGCUCCUCUCGCUUUCUCAGGAUUUCCCUUCCUGGACACUGCUGCUGCUGCUGCUGCUCCUCUAAGUGCCUUCUCUCCAGAGCUCUUCCAUAUCUGGACCUGGAUUUGGACAAACAGUGAAGUGGACUGAAUCAGGCUGGACAACAACACAGAACGCAGCUUUAACUAUUCAUUGCUCUGCCCUGCGAGGUGUUUGGACCAACGGAUUACCAGCAGUCGAAAGAGGGGUUACUUAGCUGAUUUAGAGAGUGAAAAGUCCCACAAGUAAAUGGUCUUUAUUGAUUAUUUGGACAGUAAGGCCUUGUUCUUUUUGUAUCUUGGCUGACGGGUCUAUUUUAGAAGAUUACCUCAUCCACAAGAUUGUUAUUAUGAAUAUUAGUACAGAUGCCGCAGAGACAGUCAGCUCGUCCUCAGUUUGCAGAUAAAGAGUGUUUACAGUAUUUUUUUGUUCCAGAGUUGAGGUUUCACAAAUUGCUCGCGUGGUUGACGCAUAUAAUGCGUAAUUAUAUUAUUUUGUAAUUGCUAAUGUUGUUUUGCCAUUUGAAAGCAUGGAAGAUGAGAAGACUUGAGUAUUUGACGUUGUGUCGUCUGAUGUUCUGUUUUUCGAUAAGUCGGUGGCAUUCACCUGGACAGGGAGCGAAAUUAUGAAAAUGGACAUUGAGGUUGUAUCAAAUUCUUUGCUUUACCCACAUGACAUUUUUAUUUAAAACCAAGAUGUGAUUUAUGAGCGUGAGCUAUGACGUGAGGACCGAUAAUAGCUGUUUGGAUUAAGAGCGUGAGCAGUAACUUGUGUCUUUGCCAGUACGAGGUCCUGAGUGUGUGUGUGUGUGCCGGAGGAAAGUCUGGAAAGUGACUCUUAACGUCUCCUUUAAUGCACUGUAAUAAAUGGCUCGUGACACAACCCCCAUUUUCCCUCAUGGGUCCAGAGAGGGAGGUUUUCCAUAUAUGUCGACUUCCACGUAUUUUCCACUUCAGCAUCAGUGUUGAUAUUAGAGCCGCCUUCAUCCAGCUCACUGGCCUGGUUCUCAUGCUGUGUCCUGGGCCUGGAAACCAACCCAUGCAGUCACCCACCAACCAGACUGAUUCCCAUCUCAUCUUGGUUCAUCCCUGUUGAAAACCCUUGUUGUCCAAUAGCCGGGCCUAGCAUUACUCAGGCCUGCCUGGGCUCCCUUUUGUGUCCACCCGAGGCCAGGCCUUCUCGUGCAGGCUUGGCCCUGAGUGAGCUCCACUCCCCUGUCCUGCAGUCAUGGGGAUCCAGGGUAUGGAGCUGUUUGCAAUCGGAGUGGUCAUCAUCCUCUUCAUGGCAGUUCUCAAGCAGUUUGGCAUCCUGGAGCCCAUGUCCUCGUUUGAAGAUGACAGCAGCGACAGUGAUUUGGAGCUGUCGACUGUUCGUCACCAGCCAGAGGGGCUGGACCAGCUGCAGGCUCAGACCAAGUUCACCAGGAAGGAGCUUCAGUCUCUCUAUCGAGGCUUCAAGAACGAGUGUCCCAGUGGGAUGGUUGAUGAGGAGACAUUCAAGUCCAUCUAUUCUCAGUUCUUUCCCCAAGGAGAUGCAACCACCUAUGCUCACUUCCUGUUCAACGCAUUUGAUAUCGACAGGAACGGUUCCAUCAGCUUUGAGGACUUUGUCAUCGGGCUGUCAGUGUUGCUCAGAGGUUCAGUCACUGAGAAACUCAACUGGGCCUUUAACCUCUACGACAUUAAUAAGGAUGGCUACAUCACCAAAGAGGAGAUGCUGGCGAUUAUGACAUCAAUCUAUGACAUGAUGGGGAGAUACACCUACCCCUGUGUGCGAGAUGAAGCACCCUCCGAACACGUGGACAAGUUCUUCCAGAAAAUGGAUAAAAAUCGAGAUGGUGUAGUGACCAUAGAAGAGUUCAUUGAGACCUGUCAGAAGGACGACAACAUCAUGAACUCCAUGCAGCUGUUUGAGAAUGUGAUAUAAGGAAUCAAGAUGCUCUCUGGUUUGUUUUUUUCCUCCAAUAGCCCAUAUGCACAUCUCACACAAACACAGCAACACGCAAACACACUGUGCAGCAACCAUGCACCUCACCCACUCCUCAAACUCCACACUAAAACCUGGCACAUGAUGUGGGAAGGGGGAAGAAAGGAGUUUUUUUCUUUUCUUGCCACGCUCUUUUAGCUGUAUCUCGCAAUUGGUCUGGAUUAAAAGGACUGUUACUGACAGAAGAAGAGCUUCCUGGGUAAAAUUCCCAUCUAUCCAGUGUUUUUUGUGUGGGUUUUUUUUCUUCGACGAGGCAACAAAUGAGCUCCUUGUGCUUUAAUCGUCGGACAAAAAAGAUCAACAACCAACAAGGAGUGAAGAGGCAUACAGUAAUCCUCUGACCUGAGGACACAAGGACACUAGCUUUAACACCAAACCACUUUCAACACAAUAAUACAACACGUGGUUUAUCUUGCAUACACACAGAACUGCUUGAGAGUUUUUAGUACACUGGAUGAAAUGAACAUUUAGAAGCAAGGAAGAAAAAAAUCACAGCCCACGAAAAAAGAGGAAUGGAUUAAAGCAUGUGUGUCCUCAAAUAUGUGAUGUGGAAAUAGCUUGCACUACAAUUUUAUGACUAUGUAUCAUAUGCGCCUGAAAUAAAGGCACUGUAAAUACCUGCACCUGAUAUACCACUGAAACCAGUGUGUAUGUAUAUAUGUAUAGUUGAUAUAUAUAUAUCCUACACUGUACCGGUCCCCUCUGUACUGCAGUGGCUGAACAGGACCAGAACUGAAUAUGUGUUGAAGAAAUCAGUGUGUUAAUCAGUUUACCAUUGUGUAUAGUAACAGUUCUUCACAAAAUUUGAAUGCAUUAUUCAAAGAUUUCUCUUUUUUCGUAUUUUUUAAGAUUAUGUUUAGCUGGUCAGAUGUGAAGGAUACUGUCGGAACACUAAAGGACUGAUGAAGUGAGUUAUUUUCGGCUGAAUUAAGGCUUUAUCCUGGUUCCUCUUUAUCUGCGAGCAUGCUUACUCUAAGUUCCACAGUAUUAUGUACAGAACAGUAAGACCUUUGUGAUGUCAGUUAAUUAAAGACGCUGUCAACAGCU